UAUUUGCAGAUAACAUGAUAAAUUUUGUACUUCGUAGUCUGAAAAAGUUGAAGCCAGAGGAAGAUGAGUGCCAUGUUUUCCAAGAAUUCCUCCUUGAAUGUGCCUGUGCGACCUGCAUUCUUUUUCAUCAGUGGAUUUUCUAACAUUCCACAUAGCAACUACUACUACAUUUUCUUGUCUUUUGUUUAUGUUGUUACCAUGCUGGGAAACUUAUUUGUCAUGAUUAUUAUUUACAGAGACCGCAGUCUUCACACCCCAAAGUAUAUGGCUAUUUUUAACUUAGCCAUCGCUGAUGUGUGCGAGAGCACUGCACUUAUUCCUAAUUUGAUUAAAACCUUUCUCUUUGAUUCACAGGAAAUUUCUUAUGAGGCUUGCUUGGCAAAUAUGUUUUUUGUAUUUUUCUUCAGCUGUAUGCAGUCAACCACUCUUGUUAUUCUGGCAUACGAUAGAUUUGUUGCUAUAUGUUUUCCACUGAGGUAUCAUGCUGUUGUCACAAACAUCUCAAUGGGAGUGCUUAUCACUGUCACAUGGACAUUCAAUUCAGCAGUCAUGUCUUUCACAGUGGUUUUGAUUAACAGACUUUCCUUCUGUAAGUCUACAGUGAUUGACAGCUUCUUUUGUGAUUAUGGACCAGUAUACAGAUUGGCUUGUAAUGACUAUUCUCUGAACAUCAUCAUGGCUUAUUUGAACAUUGCUAUAUUCAUUUUUCUACCACUAACUCUAAUUGGAUUGUCAUACAUCUGUAUUUUGGUGGCACUAUUUAAAAUCACGUCAUGGGAAGGGCGUUUAAAAGCCUGUAAAACCUGCUUUUCCCACUUGACAUUGGUGUCAAUAUUUUACAUUCCGACAGCGUGUACUUACAUAACUGCUAUGACUGUCUCCAUCCACCGCAAUGCCAAAAUAAUCAAUACAUCACUGUCAUACUCAUUACCUCCAAUGAUUAACCCCAUUGUGUAUUCACUGAAUACUGCAGACAUCAAGGAGUUUGCCAAAAAAACAUUCAGAGCAAAUAGACUCAAUAGAAUUCCACCUGCUUUAGAAGAAUAA
Molecule: messenger RNA, 1047 nt
Organism: Scleropages formosus (Asian bonytongue)
Lineage: Eukaryota; Metazoa; Chordata; Actinopteri; Osteoglossiformes; Osteoglossidae
Product: olfactory receptor 1-like
Exons: 1
Coding region: 64-1047 (327 amino acids)
Biological process (GO): G protein-coupled receptor signaling pathway
Cellular component (GO): plasma membrane
Molecular function (GO): olfactory receptor activity; G protein-coupled receptor activity
Source: RefSeq, a predicted model, not a curated record